Zasmidium cellare ATCC 36951 is the source of this 783-nucleotide messenger RNA. RefSeq lists its product as uncharacterized. The transcript has a single exon. Bases 1 to 783 code for a protein of 260 amino acids. Lineage: Eukaryota; Fungi; Ascomycota; Dothideomycetes; Mycosphaerellales; Mycosphaerellaceae. The record is from RefSeq and is a predicted model, not a curated record.
AUGCUAGCCGCCCGCCCAAUCCGGAAGCUGCAAUCCACACGCAGCUUCCACACCACCUCCGCCCAGCGAGCAUCCGUGCUCUUCGCUCUCGGAGCCUUAUCGAACAGCCGCGAGACGCAGCACUUCAACAAGCUGUCUCACCUCUCGAGAGUCGAGCACUCCCCGCCGUUGAAACUCAUCAAGACCAGCGAAAUCGAUCCGUUCCCUCUCCCGACGCCUGCGAAGCCCUCUCCGGCUGUCCAGACUGUUUCAAGAACGAGAUCAGCGGCCAAGAUAUGGGACGAUAAGGCUUUGAAGGCUGGGAGAGCUAUUCUCGCUGAUAAUGCGAGGCAAGUGGCUCGUCUGAACCGGGCUCUGGAGAGAUCGAAGAGGAGACAAUCGAAAGCGGACAAAGCUAUGCAGCGAUCGUUGGCUGAUUGGGCGAAGGACAGGCAGAAGAUGCAUGCGGAGAUCCGGCAGGCUGGGGUUUGGAUCUUGGCGGCUGUGGGUACGGCUACGGGUCUGGCAAUGUGGAGGUUCUGGCCGCAGAGUGAGGUCGGUAGGGAUUCGGGAGAGCUGGGAAGGAAGAUUGCGGCGAGGGCCAGGUCGUCGAUUCCGUUGCCGGCUGCUAUGGCUGGAGUUGGGGCUGGGCAGGGUGCGGAGGUUCUGGCUGCACCUGUUGCUCAGAAUGUAGCAACGCCUGUCCCCGUGCAGUCCACCGCCCCGUCGGUUGUGAAUGUAUCUGCUGAGCAAUCAGCAUCACAGGGAAGUUGGUGGCAGGAUCUAUUCUGGAAACGGCAUUAG